AUGACACAAUGGAAAUCUGGAAGAUUCAGCACUAAGGUAACAGACAGCGCCAAGCCAACCGAAGCUGAAAAGGGAUUUCAGCUUGCUCUCAUGCCAACCUACAGAGAAGCCACCCAGAAGAAUGGUGUGUGUAUGGUGGUGGGGGGCGGGGAAUAUGGGUGUGAGUGCGUCUCUAGGUAUCUGGAAUCUUGUAGCAAUAUUUGCUACGGUCCUUAUGAAGCAAGGGGAGAAGAAUUGUCAGAUCGGCAGCUCCGCAGAGGGAAGCAAAGAACAGGUGCUCCCAGGACACUCGAGGCCACUAGGAGGAGCCUGUGGGGAACUUGGGGAGCACAUACGUGCUCGGCUGUGGCCAUCCGCAGCACAACAAGCAUCUCUGGGCAGCGGAAAAACUCAAGGAUGCGCAGGGAUCACAGCUGCCGUCAGCUGACUCCGCUGACUGGCUACUCUGGGGCUGAGAAACAGCUGUUAGGAUGUGGACGUCCAGCUGCUCCCCUCCUGCUGCUGCUCCUCGCUUCCUGGGCGUGCAUCUGCCAAGGUGUUCCCGUAUCACCUUUGGCAAUACAGACAGACAAAGAGUUACAGCUGUGGAACAAGCUAGAUAACGCUUGUUCCAGUUUCCUGUCUGUUGACCCUCAGCCUCAGGUAUCCAGUGAACUGGAAGACCUUUGCUAUAUGAUUAUGGGGAUUUUACCAAAACCACAGGAAUCAGAUGAAAAGGACAAUACCAAAAGGUUCUUAUUUCAUUAUUCUAAGACACAUAAUUCGGGCAACUCAGAUGUUAUGUCGUCUGUCGUCCAUCCUUUGCUGCAGCUCGUUCCUCAACUCCAUGAGAGAAGAAUGAAGAGGUUCAAAGUGGACGAAGAAUUCCAAGGACCUGGAAGAAUGCAAAGUCGGGGUUACUUUUUAUUCAGGCCACGCAAUGGAAGAAGGUCAACAAUUUUCCACUAAAAGGCCUUUGAACUACUUUCAUGUUGAAGGAGUGGUGGUGCAGAGAAUGUUUUUUUUGCUCAAAGAAUAUUCCCUAUUAAUUGUACAAUUGAGAAUUCCCUGGAAUGUAAAUGCAUCCCAAUUAGAUUUAGUUAAGAAUGUAAAUG
Messenger RNA from Phascolarctos cinereus (koala), 1094 nucleotides. NCBI's taxonomy places the organism in Eukaryota, Metazoa, Chordata, Mammalia, Diprotodontia, Phascolarctidae. The record is from RefSeq and is a predicted model, not a curated record.